AGGGUUUAGUUAACAUUUGUGAGUGAGAAAAGAGAGAGCAGCCGCCAGGCGUAACCCUAGCUUCCUCUUCCCCUUCAUUGAUCAUAUUUGAGCAGGAUGGAAUCUCAGGUGAAGCAUGCUGUUGUUGUCAAAGUUAUGGGUCGUACUGGGUCUAGAGGGCAGGUGACUCAGGUUAGAGUGAAGUUUCUGGAUGAUCAGAACCGUCAUAUCAUGAGGAAUGUGAAGGGACCAGUGAGAGAAGGGGACAUUCUCACCCUACUUGAGUCUGAAAGAGAAGCAAGAAGGUUGCGCUAGAGGAUCUCGGGAUGGUUUGUUUGGGUCAGGAUUAUUUGCUGUUUGAUUUUUUGGUAGUUAGAUGUUGCCAUAUUUAAUUGUCUUGGAUCUAUACUGGACUCGAUUUCGGACUUGCGUUUUGAUGUUAUUAGGAUGACUCAUUUUUGAGUAAAAU
This is a messenger RNA of Abrus precatorius (Indian licorice), 448 nucleotides long. RefSeq names its product 40S ribosomal protein S28-like. Bases 97 to 294 code for a protein of 65 amino acids. The transcript is spliced from 2 exons. Gene Ontology annotation, cellular component: ribosome; cytosolic small ribosomal subunit. Gene Ontology annotation, biological process: maturation of SSU-rRNA; ribosomal small subunit assembly; translation. NCBI's taxonomy places the organism in Eukaryota, Viridiplantae, Streptophyta, Magnoliopsida, Fabales, Fabaceae. Gene Ontology annotation, molecular function: structural constituent of ribosome. The record is from RefSeq and is a predicted model, not a curated record.